AUGGAGGAGUAUUAUUCAAUCGAGAGGGAAAAGCAAGAAGCAGCUCCCAAGCAAGUCAAGAAAAUCAUCGCCAAGUCUGAAGAGAUCGCAAGGAAGAAGAUUCCCGUCCUUGAUGCCUUGGGACGUGCGUACGCAACGGGCAAGAGGAAGACAGCCGUAGCGCGUGUAUUUGUGGCGAAAGGAACUGGGGUGGUAACGAUCAACAAGAAGCGAUUGGUUGACUACUUUCCUCGUGUGACCCUGCGCGACGAGAUCUACUCUCCCAUCCACGUGUGUGGUGGCAGACUGGAAUAUGACGUGUGGUGCACGGUGAAAGGAGGAGGAAAAUCAGCUCAAGCGCAAGCGAUCAAGCUGGGUGUCGCGCGCGCGAUGCAGGUGAGGAGAAUGGCACUCUUCCGCGCCAUGCUCAAGGCGAUUAAGUUGCUGCACCAGGACGAUCGUCGUGUUGAGAGGAAGAAGCCAGGACAGCCCAAGGCACGUAAGAAGUUCCAGUGGGUGAAGAGAUAG
Messenger RNA from Guillardia theta CCMP2712, 507 nucleotides. RefSeq lists its product as hypothetical. The record is from RefSeq and is a predicted model, not a curated record. The transcript has 4 exons. Gene Ontology annotation, biological process: translation. Gene Ontology annotation, molecular function: RNA binding; structural constituent of ribosome. NCBI's taxonomy places the organism in Eukaryota, Cryptophyceae, Pyrenomonadales, Geminigeraceae. The coding region runs from base 1 to 507 and encodes 168 amino acids. Gene Ontology annotation, cellular component: ribosome; mitochondrial small ribosomal subunit.